UCACGUCAUGUUUUUCUGUUUCUGACAACCAGUUGUUUUGCUGCUGUCACGUAGUUGUCACCUUUAGCAGCACUUUGGAAGUGAAAAUUGCUUUUGUACAAAUUAAACUCAACAAAAAACACGUACCAAUUGUAAAAAGCACGUUUAUCGCCACAGUCCGUCUCACAAUUGCAACAGCAACUAAUCAACUGUGUAAUUUUCGUUUUAAGGAGUGAUUAUUUGGAUUUCGUCAAGAUAAUUUAAUGGGGAAGAACUAAAUCGUUUGGUUUUCCCGAGAUUAUGAGAAAAAGGUGCUUCCAAAAACAGUAUUGCUUUAUUUUCUUAUUUUAACGAAGCUAUGGCUAACAAAUGCAAGGAUUGUGGAUGCACAUGCAAAAAAUGCAUAUUCAAAGAUCAUGAUGUUCAUCUUCAUCUAGAAAUCGAGAAUCUCAAACAGAGAUUGAUGGAAAAAGAGAACCAUAUUGUUACAAUGGAGACAAAUUUCUUGAAUGAAGCCAAUAAGUAUCCCAGUGGAGAACUGUCUUCCUUUAAAGAGGAGCUACUAACUUGGCAGGAUAAAUACAAAAGGUUGUAUGAAGCUCACAGGAGAGUACAAAGGGUCAAUCAAGGAUUGGAGGAUAAACUAUUGAAGUUAGUAGACGUGUGCGAAACUGAAAAGACUGCUCUCACUAAAGACGUUGCCACAUUGUCGCACAAACUAGCCGAUGCUAAUUAUACUAUAAAGAAAUUAAAAGAAGAAAAUGAAAGGUAUAAGAACGAUGUCAGUUUAGCAAUACAAUUUUUACAGUGUAAACAAAGCAAUUUUGUAGCUCAUAGAUAUGAUACGCUACCUUCGGAAGUCCAAGCUCAAGUUUCCAACUACAUGACGGCGAAGCGGAAACCCGAAACCCCUCGCCCCCCACCCGAAAUAAAAAGCAUCAAAGUUCCUAUUCCGACCUUUCCUCCAACGGCCAUGGUCUAUUCGGUACCGAAAUCUCCGAAUCCAGAGCGCAAAGUGGAACCCGAUCCGGAACAACCUCCCGUAGAUAUCGUUUCGGCCGCCAUCAUGGCCAAAGUGUUGGAGGAGCGGCAACGCGAGAGAUCGGCUAUGAAACAUUGUGAUACUUGCACAUGUGCCAAAGGAGUCAGGAUCGUACAUCACACUAGUAACCAUAGCGUGGGCACGCAAACGGGUGAUUAUAAGGAUAUGGUGUGUUUGAGGUGUAACGAGACUUUGCAAGGAAUUACAAGUAUGAAAAUCGUGAGGAACCCGGAACCAAAGACGCACAAAGUCGUACCCAUUUAUCCCCUGGAACCUUCAGAACCGGCGGCGACUAUGGCGACGAAUCAAUCCAACUACAACGUGGUAAUGGUUCAACCCAAUAAUUUUCUAGCGGCAAUAUCUGCUCCAUCUAGCCCUAUCGAUUCCAACAAACUCUCGACGACGGACAAACCGAUCACUCACGAUAACCUCGUGAUCAGCAACGAGAUCAAGUCCUACCAAGCUGUCACGUCCACGGGGGAUAGCGAGAAUGCUGAUCAACAUCACAGAUUGUGUGACCAAUCGAAACCUAGCUACGAAAUCGAUUCGGCAUCGGAAAAGGGCGAUUCCGAAAAGAUGGAGGACAUCGAUAGCGACAAAACAUCGCCCAGAGGUCCCAGGUACGCUUCGAUGAGAAUGCAGAGGGGCACCAAGAACAUUCUAUUGGACAACGCCCACAACAACAUUGCACCUGUACUGUACACUAGGUCUCAAAAAUCUCUACUUGGCUCAGAAGUCGACUCCGUAGCCUCGGAGGCUCAGAAUCAGCAACAACGCGUCGCCGAUUGGAUACGAAGCAACGUCGACGAGCCGGACGUCAGCAGCUCCGACAAUUCUCGAUCGGAAAACGCAGAUGGCAUCGAUCGCGCCCGUUAUGCCGAAAUGGAAGAGAACGUGAAGCGAUUUUUGUUCGGCGAGAGCGAUUUUUUGAAAACUGUAGAGAUCGGAAAGAACAAGUACAGGCGAUUUGUCGAAACUGAGAUAGACGGGAGCACUACUGGUGCGGUGGAGAAUAUUUAGGGGGUGGUAUGGGGGUUGGUUGAGUCGAGUAGUUGUAUAGACGGUGCUAGUGUAGUAAGAGUAAUGGUUUCAUGACUGAAAUUAUUUGUAGAGGGCUUUAAACUUCCAAGAAAUAUUUUAAUUUUAUUUAAAUCUGGCUAUUUUCCUCCAAAAUGGGUAUAAUAUUGAAAUUAUAUCUGUUCUAAUUGAAUUAGAAUAAAUAAAUUUCAAAUUUUUUUCAGAAAAAUCGAAAGUUUAGAGCUGGAAUCUAAAAUAAAAAUGAUUUUUCAUCUUUUUGGAUGGAUCAACUCGGUACAUAUUUAAUUUAUGAAACAGGGUUGGCUUUCAGAUUUUAGCUGAAUAUGUUGGAUGUAUUUCUAACACUAGUUUUAUAUUUACUAUUUACUCCAACACAAGCAAAGCAGGUCCGAAGUUUUGAUCUUGCUAGUACUAUAUAACAAAUCCUUAUACAGCAUUUUGGUUAGGUUUUCUACUGAAUGAAAUAAUUAAUGUUUUCUUUACUAUCAAAAAACGUGGAUAGUAUGACAAUUUUAACUGUUUUAAAAACUUACAUAGAAAAAAAUUGCGUUAAAUGUUUUAUCUGUUUUAUAAAAGUCAGUACAUGGCUGUUUUGACUUUUAUUAAGAACUGUUAAACUUCAGCAUGCAUGCUCAAACUUCAGAACUGUCAAAAUCGUGACGUAAAGAACACUUAUUUGUUCAAGAGUAUUACGAUCGUGUAUUGUUGAGAGAUUUUUGUUGGAUAUAAUUGUUGUGAACUACACUAGCAUUGUUCUUUGCCUCGCAGACUUUCUAACAAUCCAGGCAAUUGUAACAUAAUCAUUUUUGAUGUUAGCGGUUUUAGAAAAGAAAAAGAAAAUAAUUUUUUACGUGAUUUUUGAAAAUGUUUUCCUUCUAACGAGGGGUUUACCAAAACUUAGUUUUAAG
Messenger RNA from Psylliodes chrysocephalus, 2967 nucleotides. Lineage: Eukaryota; Metazoa; Arthropoda; Insecta; Coleoptera; Chrysomelidae. The record is from the annotation of a GenBank genome assembly.